Messenger RNA from Drosophila teissieri, 2177 nucleotides. It is a transcript of the gene Nprl3, whose product is annotated as GATOR complex protein NPRL3. The record is from RefSeq and is a predicted model, not a curated record. Gene Ontology annotation, cellular component: GATOR1 complex. The coding region runs from base 27 to 1859 and encodes 610 amino acids. The transcript has 2 exons. Gene Ontology annotation, biological process: negative regulation of TORC1 signaling; positive regulation of autophagy; cellular response to amino acid starvation. NCBI's taxonomy places the organism in Eukaryota, Metazoa, Arthropoda, Insecta, Diptera, Drosophilidae.
GAGUCGCCUCAAAGUGUCCCAGUGCCAUGGACACAAAUGUGAAUCCCCUGGCCGUAAUCUUGGUUUACUUCGAUAGCAAGGGGGAUCGGCUACUGUACAGGUAUCCCUACCAGACUCUUGGCCAAACGGAGGUGGCAAACGACGAGCAGCGGAAGUCCAGAAAACGCAAUCCCUAUGCCGUGGCCAAUACGGACGAUUUGCUGCAGACGCCCACCCACUUGGGCGCUGCCAAGAGCCAAGGACAACUCCAGGGAUUCGCUGACGAGGUCCUAUCCGCUCUUUUUGCCGUUAAGCCACAGCUAUGCAACCAGAAGUUUGAACUCAAACUGAACGACGUGCGCUUCGUCAGUCAUCCCACUCUGAUUCCGCACAAGGAGCAGAGAAGUGGACCAAUGGCCAAGCAACAGAUGCUUAUCAACAUUGUUUUUGCGCUGCAUGCGCAGGCCAGCUACUCGAUUGUUAAGUGCUACCAUGAACUGAGCAAGCGGCUUGGCCUGGCGCUGAAGUUCGAGGAGCAGCGCAGUGGGUAUCUCACCGAGCAGACGGCCCAAAUGGCCCGCACACACGACGAGCAGCAGCAACAGCCCCUGGAACGCACAUUGGAGUUGAUUGCAGAGCGCUGUAGUUUGGCGCAGGCCUUGCGCUCCAUCUUCCACGAUCUGUGCACCACAGGUCUGCUGAGUACCUCGCUGAAUCACAACCUAACUUUGUGCUUCUGCCUGCCCGCUAAGGCACACCAGCUCCAUAAGAAGGGCAGCAUGGUGGAUCCGGAGACCAUAGAUCGCUGUCUUCGUGCACUGAAGCCUUAUCAUGGCAUGCUACUCCUAGUGGACUUUGCGGAAUUGCUGGACUGCGUUCCACCGACAGGCGCACGCAUGCUUUGGCAACUAGUCGACGCCUACGACCCACUGAUAAGUCUGCAAAGCAUGUCCUCCAAUGCCGACUUGAGCAUCGAACAUGUUUAUAAGCUCGUCUCGCAUUUAGUGUACUGGGCUAAGGCUACUAUUAUUUAUCCCCUCUGCGAGACAAAUGUCUAUGUGAUUGCGCCGGAUGCACCGUUGCACACUAAAUCCCAUCUGGUGGAGAAGUUCUCGGCGCGUUUUGCUGGUAUGUCGCUGUUCGAGGUGAUCUCUGAUUUUUCGUUACCCACCUCGAUUGGGCAUUUAACCACGCCCUUGCAGCAGCCGGCGCGACAGGGUAUACUCGCACAAAUGGUGAUUUGGAUGCUGCAGCACCAUCUGCUGAUGCAGCUGCACACUUACGUUCAGUUUAUGCCCAGCGAGGAUGAAUUUGGAGAUUCGGCCUCCUGCAGCAACCAUCUAAGGGAUGCCAUUAGCGAUGAAGAAGGAGAGCAAGAACAAGAUGCGGACGAGUUGCAUGGCUCCAUGCUUAGCAUGUCCAGUCAUCCGUUGCCAGUGCCAGCGGUGUUGGUGGGCGGACAUCGACGGGACGUGUCCGAGGACCAUUCUUCACUGGCCUCUGACAACAUCGCCGUGCAGCCAUCGUCCAGCCACAAGUCCAAUUUCAGCAUCACCGCCUCGAUGAGCACGGACAAUUGCGACAGCCUCGAUUCCAUGGAAGAUGAGCAGAAGCUAAAGGAGCUACUACAGGUCUUUAGCGAUGCGGAUCGAGCUGCCAUCCGUCGAAUUCCCGCCUCUGCCAAUGUGGAUGAUCUCUCACUGCUUGUGAAGCUGUACCAGAUGGGUUAUUUUAAGAGCGAGCACCACCUGGAGGAGAUUAUGUACUUCGAGAACUUGCGCCGUUCGCAACUGCUGCAAUUGCUGGAUAAAUUUAGGGAUGUGCUUAUCAUCUACGAAACCGAAGAUCCUGCAAUUGCAUCCAUGUACAAUACCAAGUAGCUUGGGCCGAAUUUGCAUUCCUAGAUCUUUAUGUUGAAUGUUUUUGUUUAGUUAAUGCAUAUAAUCUAUAAAAUAGUUGUGUAUCAAGUUUGUAAAGUUUGUAAAGCAAGGUUAAUUACGCUUGUAGACUAUAUGUUUUGUUACUUAUUUUUACAAGCCAGUUCUUAAAUUCAAUUCAAUUAUUGUUAUACUAAUUAUUUUUGAUUUAAAGUGUUGAUUUCAAUUUCAAACAACUACGAAUAAUCAUAAUUAUGGGCGUUGAAUUUUAAACUUUGCGCCCAUUGUACAGCUAUAAGAUGUAUCGAUAAGUGCAUAUUA